Messenger RNA from Sinocyclocheilus grahami, 1059 nucleotides. Its product is annotated as RING finger protein 24-like. The coding region runs from base 421 to 894 and encodes 157 amino acids. Gene Ontology annotation, molecular function: ubiquitin protein ligase activity; zinc ion binding. Gene Ontology annotation, cellular component: endomembrane system. Gene Ontology annotation, biological process: proteasome-mediated ubiquitin-dependent protein catabolic process. NCBI's taxonomy places the organism in Eukaryota, Metazoa, Chordata, Actinopteri, Cypriniformes, Cyprinidae. The record is from RefSeq and is a predicted model, not a curated record. The transcript has 7 exons.
GGGACCUGCUCGUGUCGUGAGCAAGCUACGGGCUGCAGAAUUCACAUCUACCACCAAAAAUCUCCCUCGACCAUCCCAUGAAGACGUAUAUCAAGAGCACGCACAGCUCACUACAGUCUCGAGCGAUCUGGGGCGCGAAUUUAGUUUCUGUUUUACGAGCAUCCGUGAAUUUACAGCCUGCGAUGCUUGUGCUUACACGAUUAUUGAUUUAUUAAUAAUGCGCACGGAUUUAUGCACAUUUAAAGACGUGAUUGAUUGAUUUAUGGUCGGUUGUUAGAAGAAGGUAGAAGGUGCAUUAUAUUGCGGAGGCGCUGAAAUUGAGCUCUUUUCAUCUGUUUGCGUUUGUGAUCGAGCAGGAGGGAGGAGUGGCGGAGAAACGGCUGGCUCCUGAAUUCUGAAUCCUGCCUAAAAUCCACAAAGAUGCUAUAUCUGCCAGUGUUAUCCAUGACCUCAGAUUUACAGCAUUACAGUUUCAGGAUGCCGAAUAUAGGGUUCCAGAACCUUCCCCUCAAUAUCUACAUUGUGGUCUUUGGGACGGCCAUUUUCGUCUUCAUCCUCAGCCUACUCUUCUGCUGUUACCUGAUUCGGUUACGGCACCAGGCUCACAAAGAGCUCUAUGCAUACAAGCAGGUUAUUCAAAAGGAAAAGGUCAAAGAAUUAAACUUGCAUGAGAUUUGUGCGGUGUGUUUGGAGGAAUUCAAGCAGAAGGAUGAGUUGGGAAUCUGCCCAUGUAAACAUGCCUUUCACAGAAAGUGCCUUAUUAAAUGGCUGGAGGUGAGGAAGGUUUGCCCGCUGUGCAACAUGCCCGUCUUGCAGCUGGCGCAGCAGCAGAACAUGUCCGAAUCUGUGCCCCCUUCGCAGCAGCUUCUGCCCGGAGUGGAGAACCUGGUGUAGCCCCUCCUGUUUCUCCUAAAAAUCUGACCACCACUACCAUCACACUCACUCCUGUACAGGUACACAUUCAUAUCCAAGGACAGAGUGCAGGAUUUGUGCCUGGAGCCACGGUGACCUGUGACCUGCAUAUGUUCAUGUCCUGCCUUGGUGGCUUUAAAAAUGAUU